Molecule: messenger RNA, 1805 nt
Organism: Astrephomene gubernaculifera
Lineage: Eukaryota; Viridiplantae; Chlorophyta; Chlorophyceae; Chlamydomonadales; Astrephomenaceae
Source: the annotation of a GenBank genome assembly
CACUACGCCAUCGUAAGAGCUUUAUGUUUCUGGGCACUUGUUCUGACUUAUCCUUUGAGUAACCUGUUCACGAAAGCCCUAGGAGCUAGAGCUACCUAUGGCUAUAGGGGACGACCGGGCGCCGCCCCGCGGCCGGUCAGAUUCUCCAGAUGAACCGCUGCUUGAUGGUCGCGUCGGGCUGUUUGAAAUGCGGAACCGGCCCCGUCGCGACGUUCCAUGGCUCAUCGCGUACCUUCUUCUGCUGUUAGGAGCCCUUGCUGGUGGCGUUUUCGCCUUCAUGCACAGGAACACCCGGUUUGAGAAGCUGGUCACUCCCGAGUCGAUGUCCGACCCGCACCUUUGCCCCAUCGACGCCACCUCCCACGCCGCUCGGCGGCUGCUGCAGCAGGGCCCAGACGCGCCCUCGCCCUUCGACUUUGACCUGUUCAUGCGAGCAGCGGGCAUGUGGGCGGGGGCAAGUGUGGGAGGUGCCCUGCUGGUGGGUCUGCUGUUCGUGUGGCUGGUCCGCGUGAGCCCGGGUGCCCUGGUGGCCACCGCGCUGGGGCUGCAGGUCAGCGUGCCGGCGGCGGUGGGCAUCCUGGCGCUGACCCGUGGGUCGGUGGGCGCAGGCGUGGCGCUGCUGGGCUUAGCGGGCCUCACGCUGCUGGUGUUCAUACUGUGGAAGCAGCAGGUCCAGCUGGUGACGGCGCUGUUGGGUCUGGCGGGGCGGGGGCUGAGCGCCAACCCGGGCCUGGUGCCCAUGGCGCUGGGGCUGCAGCUGCUGGCGUUGGGUCUGCUGGAGACGCCGCUGCUGCUGGCGCUCAUCGGGGCAGCCAUGAACGGCACCCUCGCCUUCAACCCGCACCGGGCGGACCGGGGCGCCGCGGAGAGCCCGGAGCAGUGCGUGGACGCGGAGGGGGACAGCGUGUCGUGCUGCGUGUGGAAGACCGAGCCCUGGGUCCCCGCCUACAUGACCCUAGCUGGCAUCGCCAUGACCUGGACCCUCUUCCUCGCCUUCCAAAUCAAGCUUUACACCGUGGGGGGCACCAUCGCCCAAUGGUACUUCGAACCCGUCUCCGCCGCUGCUGCAACAGACGACGACAUGUACCACGGAGGCGGCGGCGCUUCGUCUUCUUCCGCCGACGCCGCCAAUGGUGGCGGCCGCCGUACGACAGCGCGCCGACGGCGGAGUCGUACACUGACGGCUCUUCGUUUCGCCGCCGGACCGUCCCUUGGGUCGCUGUGCUGCGGCAGUGCCAUCCUCACACUGGUGUCCAUGAUCCGGCAGGCCAUGGAGAAGGCCCGUCAGGAGCGAGACCGCAACCUGCUUGCCGCCUGCGCCGCCGCGUGCUGCUCGCUGCUGCUGUCGCUGCUGGAGUUCGUGACGCGCUUCGCCACGGUGCGCGCGGCGGUGACUGGGGAGGCGUUCCUGACCGCGGGGCGGGGGGUGGUGCAGCUGCUGAAGCGCAACGCCAUGGACGCGUUCGGAGUGUGGUGGCUUCCCCCCAUGAUCAUCCAGUCCUGCUGCUUCCUCCUCUCCGCCUCUUGGGCCGCCGCCGUCAGCCUGCUCUCCUACGCCACCACCUGGCGUCACCAGGCGCACGCCGCCUCGCCCCACCAGGCCUCCGUCUCCGCCUGGCUCACCGCGCUGCUGGCGCUGCUGGCCGCAUGGGCGGUGCUGGGCUUCCUGGGCUCGCUGCUGCUGAACGUCAUUGAUGCGCUGUUCGUGUGCUUCGCCAUGGACCGUGACUUGGGGCAGGUGAGUGCGCCCGAGGUGCACCAGGUGAUGGGCAAGUUGCCGAGUGUGGGGGUUCUGGUGCAGCAGC